UGAUCUUGGGCUCACGCCUGGACCAGCCCCUGGUGUGGACUGAGGGGGCAGCCAUGGAGCUGGGCAGCUGCUUCAAGACCUACGAGGACUUCAAGGAAUGCUUUAGCGCCUACAAAAAGGAGAACAGGUGCUCCUUCAUUCUCAAAGACUGCGUCUCCGUCCGCUUCCACAACCUCAACCAUGGCACCUCCAUCCGUGAGGACAUCCUAUAUGUGCAGGUGAAAUUUGUCUGUAUUCGGACCCAGUCAAACAGGAAGAGAACAGCAGAGGCAGACACAUGCCCAGCAUACUUGUCCCUGCGGUAUGAUGAGAAACUGGAUAGACUAUUUAUCAGUGAACUAAACACCAAGCAUAUUCAUAGUGACUCCAAAACUGCGAGUCCUGGAGGAGACACUGCUGGCAAAUCUCAAAAGAGAAUGCGUCUGCAGAAACCCCAGCCUGUGUGGCCCCCAGUCAACAAAGACCUUCACACUGAGAAAUCCCCAAUUGAACCAUCGUUUUGCUUAGAUAAGGUUCAGGUGCCCCCAAAGCCUGAGCAGGAGGUCAUCACUCCUUCUGACCUGGCCAAUAUAGCAAAAGUGAUGAAGAACUUUCUCAGGUUAGAUGUAGGCUCCAUGGCCUCCCUCAGUGUGGGCAACAGCCAAGUCCUGGACCGGCUCAGCUUCCAGAGCAGCAAGAUGAGCGACCUGUUCAUCCGCUUCCCAGAGAAUCUCCUGCUGCACCGGGUGGAAAAUGCCCAGGGCCACAUCCUCUAUGCUUUCCUGGUGGAGAACAAGGAACGAGAGGGGCGAGUGGUACACUUUGCUGUCCUCAAGGCUGAGACAGCCACCUCUGUGGCCAAGAUGCUGAACAUCUUCACAGAGUUUAACUCCGACUGGCCCAAGGUCAAGGUGGUCUUUGUGGACCCAUCCUUCCCUCACCGGGCCAUCCUGCAGGAGAUCUUUCCUGCUGCCCGCAUCCUCCUUUCCAUAUACCACACCACCCGGCUCUUGGAGAAAAAGUUGCAUCGUAGUUCAGCAAAUGCAUCCUUUAAAAGGCUCAUGAAGGAAGCCCUGCGGGAGGCUGUGUUUGUCACUUCAGAGGCCAGCCUGCAAAAUCUCUCUCACAUGUCCCAAGCCCUGCUGGAUGAGGAGCUCUUCAGCUUCCUGCAGGCCCACUGGUUCUCCUGUGAACUGCUGUGGUACAUGCACGUCAGGAAGGGCCUGCAUGCAUGUAACACCUACAUGGACAGCCUUGACGUCGUCACCAGCAAAGUGUCAAGCCUCUUCCGGGAACAGCAAUCCCUACUGGACUGCAUCCUGCGCUUUGUGGAUUACAUGGACUUGUUUAACAUCAAAGGCUUGAAGAACUUGCCCACAGCUCCUCUCAAGCUGGCUCCUCCUAAGCUAAAGAGGGCCCGGCCAGCAAGCAGCAUGCUAUCAAGGUCCAAGAAGACUUUGGAAACCUGUGGAGGGAACCUUACUAGACAUUCCUGGCUCCCUGUGGCGGAGAUGAAGCCAGACUCACAGCAGCCACCACAGGUGCCAUCUCCCCAGGGUGGCAUGCUAGCCACUUUGCACCAGAGCGGCUCCGAGCUGGCCUAUAAGCUGUGCCAUAGUGAGUGGGAGGUGGUAGAGAACUCCACCCACCUGGUAGAGGUGGUUGGUUCCUCAGUGAAUGUUCAGCUGCUAGAGGACUCCCACCAGGCUAGCAAAGAUGGCUGUAGCUGCAGCUGUUCCUUUCAACAACGGUACCACCUGCCAUGCAGGCACAUUUUGGCUCUGCUACACACCAGCCAGCAGCCUGUGAGUGAAACCAUGGUCUGCUCCCGGUGGCAGAAGAGGUACCAGCACCUCCUUGGGCCCAGUGGAGAGUUCCGGGACCCUGUUCUGAUCCCAAACACAGGCCAGCAUGAGAAGCAAGGACGGAAUGACAUGAUCAAGGACCUAAGCAGGGAGUUGGCCAACCUGCUAAUGCAGAGUGAAGGACCAGAGCUGGAGGAGCGCUGCUCCACCCUGCGCAAGAUCGUGGACAUCUGGGCUGACCCCUGCCAGCUGCCUGAGCUCAGGCAGCAGCCCGGGGACUUCAAGGAUGUGGGCCACCUCCCUUUCCUCUGGGGAAAGCAGGAGGAAGGAGAGGGUCUCCUUCCUGCUGAAGCCACAGUUCAUGAUUGA
Molecule: messenger RNA, 2153 nt
Organism: Trichechus manatus latirostris (Florida manatee)
Lineage: Eukaryota; Metazoa; Chordata; Mammalia; Sirenia; Trichechidae
Gene: ZSWIM3
Product: zinc finger SWIM-type containing 3
Exons: 2
Coding region: 54-2153 (699 amino acids)
Molecular function (GO): zinc ion binding
Source: RefSeq, a predicted model, not a curated record